AUGAACCCCCACCCGGGCCACCCUCUCCCCCCUCGAGACUUACCCAGCAUGCCUCACUGCCCCCCCGGCUUCUCCCUGGACCCCCGCCUGCACCACCCGCCCAUGGUCGGACUCCACCGCCCCCCGAAACCCCACAGGGACCUCAACCCUCAGGAGCAACUCGAGCUGCGACGCAAAAUCAACAGCCGCGAGCGAAAACGAAUGCAGGACCUGAACGUUGCCAUGGACGCUUUACGAGAGGUCAUGGUACCCUACGCGACGAACCCAACUUCUCAAACGCCCGGGAGAAGAUUGUCCAAAAUUUCGACUUUAGUUCUGGCGAGAAAUUACAUCUUGCUUUUGGGAUCUUCAUUACAAGAGAUGCGGCGUUUGUUAGGAGAGGUUAGUACCGUUGGCGUGACUUCGGCUCCCAUACCCAGGUUGUUGCUGACAGGUGGCUGCUGGCCCGUGGUGUCCAAUCCGGCGCAAAUUCUGCUAACUCAAGAGGCUUUCAUCGCGCAGUCGUCCAGCAUCGCUUCGUCCAAUGGGAAAUGUCCAGUGGUGGCGCCCCCAUCUGGUCAGGUAGAGGCCAUGGUUGUCCCGGGACAGUGGGGGAGCUCAGGGGGGAGCCUUUGUCCCUGCGGCGUGUGCAGACUGCCCAGGUUUAGUCACGCAACGUCGCCAACGAGAUUUCCAAAGUAG
Boleophthalmus pectinirostris (great blue-spotted mudskipper) is the source of this 681-nucleotide messenger RNA. It is a transcript of the gene olig1, whose product is annotated as oligodendrocyte transcription factor 1. Gene Ontology annotation, molecular function: protein dimerization activity. The record is from RefSeq and is a predicted model, not a curated record. The coding region runs from base 1 to 681 and encodes 226 amino acids. NCBI's taxonomy places the organism in Eukaryota, Metazoa, Chordata, Actinopteri, Gobiiformes, Gobiidae. The transcript has a single exon.